AUGGGUGGUUCAUCGGCUUGUUUUCGAUCUCAAAUUCCCGAACCAUUAACAAAACAAGAAAUAAAUAUAUUAUCAUUAAAAACAAAUUUAACUCCUGAAGAUAUUCAACAAUACUAUUUACGUUUUGUUCAUUGUUAUCCACAUGGUUAUUUAUCACGACAACAAUUUAUUAAAUAUUAUCAACAAUUACGUGAUGAACAUAGUUUACAAAUAAAACCUUUAAUUAAACAAUUAUUUGAUGUAUUUGAUUUAAAUAAGGAUAAUAAAUUAGAUUUUUCAGAAUUUUUAUUACUUAAUGUAUUAACUAAUAAUGGAUCAAUAAAUGAAAAAUUAAAAUUAAUAUUUUCAUUAUAUAAUAAUGAAAAAGAAAAGAAAAAAUCAAUGUCAAGAGAUGAAUUAAAAGAAUUCUUAAGAAACAUGUUUGAUUUAUUUGAUAUUCCAUCAUCAAAAAAUCAUAUAACUCAAGUUAUUGAUAAGAUUUUUCAAAUAUAUUCUAUUAAUAAAUAUGAUAAAAUAAAUUGGAAUCAAUUUAUUAAAGAAAUUCAUAAUGAUGACAAUUUAUAUGAAGAAUUUAUUUUAUUAGAUCAGAAUAAAGAUGAUUAUUCACAACAUUAUCAAUUUAUUCAAACAUCUUUAAGAUUUUAA
Molecule: messenger RNA, 645 nt
Organism: Rotaria sp. Silwood2
Lineage: Eukaryota; Metazoa; Rotifera; Eurotatoria; Philodinida; Philodinidae
Source: the annotation of a GenBank genome assembly